Messenger RNA from Trichoderma reesei QM6a, 536 nucleotides. RefSeq lists its product as uncharacterized. The record is from RefSeq and is a predicted model, not a curated record. Gene Ontology annotation, molecular function: carbon-sulfur lyase activity. NCBI's taxonomy places the organism in Eukaryota, Fungi, Ascomycota, Sordariomycetes, Hypocreales, Hypocreaceae. Bases 49 to 459 code for a protein of 136 amino acids. The transcript is spliced from 3 exons.
UCCUCCCUCUAUAGAAUCACUCAACAAUAGCACAGAAGAAAAACCACCAUGCCUCUCACCGGACACUGCCUCUGCAAGGCCGUCACCUACAAGGCCGACGUCGACGCCCCCCUCCUUACCGGCUACGACCACUGCGACGACUGCCAGCGCCAGUCCGGCUCAACCUACUCUCUCGUCGCCGUCGUCCCCAAGGCCUCCCUCACCAUCAACGGUCCCGUCAAGAAGUGGACCGGCACCGCCGCCUCCGGAAACUCCGUCCAUCGCCUCUUCUGCUCCGAGUGCGGCUCUCCCAUUGCCCACGACCCCGAUGCUGCUCCCGAUAUCAUUGCCCUCAAGGCCGGGACUUUGGACACCGAGAUCAAGAAGCAGCUGAAGCCUGACACCGAGAUCUGGACCCAUAGCAAGCUGCCUUUUUGCCAGGAGAAGCUCGCCAAGCCUUUCGAGUUCAUGCCGCAGUAAAUGACGAGCGAGAGGAGGAGGACAACAUGUAGAUAAUUUUCAGGCCGUACCAGUUCGAAGAAUACAAAAAGUCAAAU